AUGGUUCUUAAUAGUUUAAUAGAAGAGCAACAAUUAUUAGAAAGGCUGGAACCAAAUGAAAUAAUCCAAGAUGAAUUCGACAUUAUUCAUGCCGAAAUGAUGAAAUAUUACCCGGAUGCUCUCAAGGCUGGAAAGUUACUUAAAAAAUCACAAUUUCUCAAAC
This is a messenger RNA of Racocetra fulgida, 163 nucleotides long. Lineage: Eukaryota; Fungi; Glomeromycota; Glomeromycetes; Diversisporales; Gigasporaceae. The record is from the annotation of a GenBank genome assembly.